UGGAAAGAAGUGUGAAGGCACAGCAGUGCCGCAUUGCAUAGUACUAAGAGAGAGAAAGAAAAACUACUGUCUUUAGUCUUACCAUCCGAGUAAUCAAAGAAUCUUUUUGAAGCAAAGAAAAAAAAACAAGUCUAAAAGAAGAAAGAAAAACACUGUUUGUUGGUUUUUUUUUUUCUUUAGAUUUCUUCUUCAGUUUGCAUGACAAACAGGUUUAGGUACAAAGUAAGCAAAGAUUUGCCCUUGCCCUAACUUGAGUCAUCUUCGAAUGAGUCAAGAAAUUUUGACAGGGUUAAGUAGCAGAGCAUGAUUAAAUUAAUGUCGUAAUUUAAGUUGCUGGUGUGGAUGUUGAUUUCACUGGACUUAUGUAGCUUUUGAAGAAUAUCUUCUGGAUAGUGAGUUUGGGCCCAAAUUGGACAUGAGAAUGCUUGUGGGGACAUGCUCGAGCCAAGGGAAGCUGAUAUACCUGCAUUAUUUCUGGUCUUGGUGGUGCUUCCUUUGGUUGCUUACUUCUUACUUGGGAAAUGGAGUGAGGCUUCAAAGAAACGAGAGAGGAUAAGUUUACUUGCUCAACUUGCUGCUGAAGAAGCUCUUAGAACAGAAACAAUGGCUGCUACCGGUGUUAUUCCACAUGUUCCUUCUUCGAAGAAUGGAUUACAUGCGUGUGCUAGAUGUUUUGGUCCUGCAACAACUCGCUGCUCAAAAUGCAAGGCUGUCAGAUAUUGUUCUGGAAAGUGCCAGAUUAUUCAUUGGAGGCAAGUUCAUAAGCAAGAAUGCCUACAGUUGGAGAGUUCAAGCUCAGGCUCAUCUCCUAGUAUUUCCUCAUUUGAAGAAUCUAUGCAACUUAGUGACAACAUGAAUUCACAGUUCUCUGGGUACAUUAAUCAGCAGGCUGUCAUAGAAAAAGCACCUUUAGAUAACAUAAAUCAUUUUCCAAUAACCACUGGUGUAUUUGCUAAUGGGGAUUGUUCUACAGUUGAUACCUCUCAAGUCUGUGCACUAGAUAGAAGAAGUACAGACAAGAGAAUUUCUCGUAAAGCCAACAGAGAAAUGCUAAGAAGAGAGGAUAUAACUAUAUUUGAUUCUUGUGAGGAAACCUCAAGGAGAGCUACUAGUUUGACACCUAGUAAUAUUUCUUCGAAAGAGGCUUUUAUAAGGCAUAAGUCAAGGACUAGUGGCUUUGUUGUAUCAGAAGAGGGAAUCUUAAAACAGCAUAAUGCCAAUGGCUCUAACAUGCAUAUUCAUGGACAAAAUACAAGUACUGCCAUGCAUGAUAGUCAUAAGCAUCAAAACCCAUGUGGCAACAAGUCUGAACCAAAAAGCAACUAUGAAUUUUCUGGCCCACCAUCUUCUGCAAAAGGUUGGACAAGUGCACAUGAAGCUGAAAAAGCCUUUAUCCUGAGUUCAGAGAAUUUUGUCAAUGGGGAAAAUGUUCUUAGUGGUGAAUCAAUAGAAUUAGACUGUUCUGGGAUGAUUGCAGCAAAGGAAUGCACAAAAGCCAGAAGUUCAUUGCAUUCACCAGGACCCAAAAUCUCUAAAUCACCUAAAUUAGCAAUGAAAGUGUCCGGAGAACAAUUGUGCCCUGAAAUGGAGAGGAAGGGGCAAAUUCAAGAUGAAUUAAAAGUUUCUGGAAUGUCAAGUGGCAUACUGGCACCAGGAAUCAAUGGGGCUGCUAGCAUGGGAAUUGUGGAGAUGAUGGGUUUAAAGAAGUUACCAAAACUUGCUAGGCAGGAUUUUUCUGCACUUUGUGGUGAUGGACGUAAGAAAAUAAAGAUGCUGUUUCCUUAUGAAGAAUUUGUAAAUUUCUUCCAAUGUGAAGUCUUUGACAUAUCACCAAGGGGCCUUCUAAAUUGUGGGAACAGUUGCUAUGCCAAUGCUGUUCUGCAGUGUUUAACCUACACGAAGCCUCUCAGCAUCUAUUUGCUGCAUAGAUCACACUCAAGAGCCUGUUAUGGGAAAGAUUGGUGUCUUAUGUGUGAGCUUGAACAACAUGUGAUGUUGUUAAGAGAGAGUGGAGGCCCCUUGUCACCUACUAGGAUCCUUUCUCACAUCCGAAGUAUUAAUUGCCAGAUGGGUGAUGGAAGUCAGGAAGACGCACAUGAGUUCUUGAGACUCCUGGUUGCUUCAAUGCAAUCAAUAUGCUUGGAGAGAUUAGGUGGGGAACACAAAGUUGACCCCAGGUUGCAAGAGACAACAUUUAUACAACAUACUUUUGGAGGGCGCCUUAGGUCAAAGGUGUUUAUAGCUAUUUUACUUUGUUUAACUUUUACCUUAAGUUGUCACCAAAAUUGUUGUUGUGCUUCAUUUUACUUGUCCUCGAUUUGUAUUUUUUUAAAAAAAUUUUUAACUUUUUUGUUGCCAAUGUAUAUUCAAUCUCCAUGUGAUCAGGUUAAGUGUCUAAGAUGUUUUCAUGAGUCAGAAAGAUAUGAAAACAUUAUGGAUCUUACAUUAGAGAUAUUUGGUUGGGUUGAGUCAUUGGAAGAUGCACUAACUCAGUUUACAACACCUGAAGAUUUGGAUGGAGAAAACAUGUACAGAUGUGGAAGGUGUGCUGGUUAUGUUCGGGCUAGGAAGCAGUUGUGCAUACAUGAGGCUCCUAAUAUCCUGACAAUUGUCUUAAAGAGGUUUCAGGAGGGAAAAUAUGGGAAAAUAAACAAGUGUAUCACUUUUCCUGACAUGCUGGAUAUGGUUCCUUUUAUGACUGGAAUGGGUGACAUCCCUCCACUUUACAAGCUUUAUGCUGUUGUGGUGCAUUUGGAUACACUGAAUGCAUCUUUUUCUGGACAUUAUGUGUCAUAUGUAAAAGAUUUGCGAGGCAACUGGUUCAGGAUAGAUGAUACUGAGGUACAUCCAGUCUCAAUGAGCCAAGUGAUGUCGGAGGGGGCAUACAUCUUAUUUUACAUGAGGUCAUGUCCUCGCCCUCAAAAAACAUUCACUGAAAAGAGCAUACAGAAGCAAGUUCCCGCUAGGCACCUCUCAUCAAAAAUGGAGAGACCUUCACGAGCGACACAAAGUAAAUCUAACAGCCAUUCUGUUGGCCACAAGCUUUUCCCAGGUUUCGGACCAGAAAUUGCUACGGGCUGUGUCGGCCGUGACACUAAUGGCAUUCUUAGGCACAGUGCAAAUGGUAACGUUCAUCCUGUGGUGGAGAUGUAUGCUGAUCCUAUUAGUGUGGAGUUCUCUGACGUUACAUCAAGUGAUUGGUCCCUUUUCACAAGCUCAGAUGAGGCUUCGUUCACAACGGAGAGUACUAGAGACUCUUUCAGUACUGUGGACUACGCUGAUGCAAGCAAUGGAGAUCCAUUCUCAAUCUUCAAUAACUUGUAUACUCCAGAAUCCUCCUCUUCCAAGACAGUUUCGUGUAGAAUGUUUUCAACUACUAGACCUCAUACCAGGUAUGUGUUAGAGGAGAAGGGUUAUGUUUUUGAUUCCUACUCAUCUGCCCAACCCAUGAAUAGAGUUGAAGAGAACUUGAAACAGGUCGGUGAUUUGGUGUCCGAAUUUUCUUUAGAUAGUGACUAUGGCAUGUUUGUAAAAUAUGGGAGUAACCUAAAAAAUACUCUUGAUAGAACUGCUCAUUGUGAACACUAGUUAAUGGAAAUUCCAAUUGAUUAGAUAAAGUAACUUAGCUAGGUAGAAGUGUUGCCUCAAUUUUUGUUUUCAAUGCUUUGUUGAUUCGAGGCAUGUGGAUCAUAUUAAAAUACCCAAGGAAAGGAAUAUAUCUUAUUUUCUGAAAAUGUUUUUUUGAAGAUUGUAUGGUGCAAGCCAUUACGUUGGGCUCAGCUGAUUUAUUUUUUUGGUCUUAUUUCUCUAGUAGGACACGCAUGUUUUCACUUGUUUGGCUCAUUGCACUAGCUGAAACUGAAUCCAUGCUAGUUUUAUAAAGAUCUCUUCUGGUAGGCAAUUUUUAUUUUGUUGGAACAUUUUUAAUAUUGGUCUGCAGACAGUUUCCCCUCUGAAGGACAUGGUGCAUGCAUGGUCCUGGGGGAUCGGGGAUUGUUGAGGAAAUUCAACAAAUAGUACACCAGAUUGAAUGCUAGUCAUACAUUUGUUAGAGAUUUUUAAA
Molecule: messenger RNA, 4063 nt
Organism: Durio zibethinus
Lineage: Eukaryota; Viridiplantae; Streptophyta; Magnoliopsida; Malvales; Malvaceae
Source: RefSeq, a predicted model, not a curated record